This is a messenger RNA of Xyrauchen texanus (razorback sucker), 1041 nucleotides long. RefSeq names its product tetraspanin-1-like. Lineage: Eukaryota; Metazoa; Chordata; Actinopteri; Cypriniformes; Catostomidae. The coding region runs from base 24 to 599 and encodes 191 amino acids. Gene Ontology annotation, cellular component: membrane. The record is from RefSeq and is a predicted model, not a curated record. The transcript has 6 exons.
GUACAAUCAGCUGGAUAAUCGAGAUGACGCUGAUGGGCUACUUCCUGAUUGGUCUGGGUGGCUUCCUGUUUUUUAUUGGUGUAGUUGGCUGUUGUGGCAUUUUGAAGAGACGUAAAUGGAUGGUCCUGUUGUUUUUCAUUGGUGUGCUCAUCAUCUUCAUCCUGCAGGCUUCUUGGUCGGUGUUUGUUCUUCUUCCCAGGGCUUUGAAAGAAAAACCACUAAGCACAUUAGAGAAGGAUGUUAUUGAAGGCAUUCAGAAGAAUUAUGGGCAAAGCACCGAGUUCCUUUUCACAUGGGACCAAACCAUGAGUAUGCUGAAGUGCUGUGGAUAUAAAGGCUAUGAGGACUUCACAAUGUCCAAGUUUGUGAUGGAAACGUCGUCAUAUCCCACACAAUGUUGCGGUGAAGGUUCAAAUCCAAUCUGUAAAAACAAAGAAGCUAAGAGUAAGAUGGUGAGGGGCUGCUCUCAUGUCCUGAUGGAGGAAAAUAUUAUGUCUGGAGCUUUGGGUUUUCUGAUGUGCUUUCUGGAGAUUAUUGCAUUGGUUGUUUCCCUAAAAGUGUAUCGAUGCUUGGAAAACUUACCUGAUGUACUAGAGUGACAUCUCUGAAAAUUGUCUAAGCAGUGCUGUGAUAAAUAAAUCUUAAAUAUAAAUAUGAAAAUGUUGCCAUUGCAGAAAAACGUAUAAAUAACAACGUAAUUGUUAUAAAGAGUUAAUGAAGGUCAUAUGUUUUAUUAUGCAGCUAGCACACAGCAAAUUCUAUACAGCUUUUCUUUUGUCUUCUACUUUCAUGUGUCUCGCACCUUAAACGAAGUCCCCUUAAUUACACACAUUAUGAACAAACAUGCUCUCUCUGAACAGUACUGAACAUUUUCAUCUCUAAGAGUAUUAACAUUUCUCUGAAGCUAAAAUAAACAUGAAGCAUAACUCAAGUGGAUAUUUAUUUAAUGGAUUAUCCCAACCGUAUCACAUUAUGAGGAAUUGGUUUUGUGCAUUUUGUCUAAAAGUUUGCAAUAAUGUAAAGAGAACAGAACAUUUGUAA